This is a messenger RNA of Manihot esculenta (cassava), 1336 nucleotides long. RefSeq names its product mitochondrial dicarboxylate/tricarboxylate transporter DTC. Bases 84 to 983 code for a protein of 299 amino acids. Lineage: Eukaryota; Viridiplantae; Streptophyta; Magnoliopsida; Malpighiales; Euphorbiaceae. The transcript has 6 exons. Gene Ontology annotation, molecular function: oxoglutarate:malate antiporter activity. The record is from RefSeq and is a predicted model, not a curated record.
CCUCUCACACGUCUUCGGCGCCUCCUCCCUUCACGAGAACUUGGAAUCUCUCUAGCACUACUUUGGAAUCCAAACAGAGAACAAUGGGGGAAGAGAAGAAGCCUCAAUCAGCUGGUGUUUGGCCUACCGUUAAGCCUUUCGUUAAUGGUGGUGCCUCAGGGAUGCUUGCCACCUGUGUCAUUCAACCCAUCGAUAUGAUUAAGGUCAGGAUUCAAUUGGGUCAGGGUUCAGCGGCUCAGGUGACGAAGACCAUGCUAAAGGAGGAAGGUUUCGGUGCCUUCUAUAAAGGGCUGUCGGCUGGACUACUCAGGCAAGCUACAUAUACAACUGCCCGACUUGGUUCAUUCAAGAUUUUGACCAAUAAAGCAAUUGAAGCCAAUGAUGGGAAGCCCCUUCCACUAUAUCAGAAGGCCUUGUGUGGGCUAACAGCUGGGGCUAUUGGAGCAUCCAUUGGCAGUCCAGCAGAUCUAGCACUUAUCCGCAUGCAGGCUGAUGCCACUUUGCCUGCUGCUCAGCGCCGAAAUUACACAAAUGCCUUCCAUGCCCUUUAUCGCAUUGUUGGGGAUGAAGGAGUUUUGGCACUUUGGAAAGGUGCAGGCCCUACUGUCGUGAGAGCAAUGGCAUUGAACAUGGGGAUGCUUGCUUCUUAUGAUCAAAGUGUUGAGUUUUUCAGGGAUUCACUUGGUUUUGGCGAAGCUGCCACAGUGCUAGGUGCAAGUUCUGUGUCAGGGUUCUUUGCUUCAGCCUGUAGUCUUCCAUUUGAUUAUGUUAAAACUCAAAUUCAGAAAAUGCAACCUGAUGCUGAGGGAAAGUAUCCAUACACUGGUUCUUUAGACUGUGCCAUCAAGACUCUCAAGUCUGGAGGACCAUUCAAAUUCUACACAGGAUUCCCUGUCUAUUGUGUUAGAAUUGCUCCUCAUGUCAUGAUGACAUGGAUAUUCCUGAACCAGAUCCAAAAGCUCGAGAAAUCCGUGGGGUUGUAAUCAUCAGCAUGCGAGGAUUUUCAGUUUACUACAGCUAUUAAAUAAAGAUACUUUGCCUGUUUUUAACUUUUGGCUGGCCUUGGUGGUGCUGUUUACACCCCUUUCAAGUCCAACCAAAUUAUUUCAAAAUUUUUGCAGUGCAAUUGAGGUAGGAUGGUUACAAUUUCAUUUAACUUAUUAUUUUUAGGUUGGACUUAUGGAUUUUUUAGUUGAAAGAAGAGGUUCUCAUGGAAAAAUGCUCUCGAAGAGAAAAUUGAAAGCGAAAUAAGUUUUUGUACUUGCUGAUACAAAAGUUAUUUUACAUUAGUUUCUGUUCCUGAAAUGAAAGUUGUCAUUCUUUCUUGGCUUUUGCA